AGCACAGUUCAAAUUCAAAAGUCGAACAGAAAAGAGCUCUGAGCGAAGUUAAAGCAACUUAGCUUGAAAAGCAAAACUAAAAAGCAUCUACAUAAAAGAAAAGGGAGAAAACACCUUUGCAAGUCAUACAAGUUCAUUCAACCUAACCAAAGAAAAUAUUUUGUUUAACAUCUACGAAAACCUAACUUGAAAAGCAAAAGCAAAAAUGGCGCUAUCUACUCUUCUAUCGCUGGUGGACGAACUCCAGGAGCCCCGCUCCCCCAUUUACGAGUUUGGAUUGGGAAUAAACCCAUAUUCCCGCUACCUGCAGCCACAUGGCAACCAACAUCGCCGUUCGAUUAACGGAUGUCCAUGCGCCUCGCCCAUUUGUCCUUCGUCGCCCGCCGGCCAAGUUUUGGCCUUACGUCGCGAGAUAGCCAACCAAAACGACAUCCAUUGGCCAGCAACCAGCCAGGUGGGCAAGGAUGGAUUCCAGGUGUGCAUGGAUGUGGCCCAGUUCAAGCCGAGUGAACUUAACGUCAAGGUGGUGGAUGACUCCAUUUUGGUCGAAGGCAAGCACGAGGAGCGCCAGGAUGACCAUGGCCAUAUAAUGCGCCACUUUGUGCGCCGCUACAAAGUUCCUGAAGGCUACAAGGCGGACCAGGUGGUGUCGCAACUCUCCUCGGAUGGCGUGCUCACCGUCAGCAUUCCCAAGCCGCAGGCCAUCCAGGACAAGUCCAAGGAGCGCAUCAUCCAGAUCCAGCAAGUUGGACCUGCUCACCUAAACGUUAAACCGAAUUCCACUGAGCCAGGCAAGGAAAACGAGCUGAAAGGCAAGGAAAAUGGAGCCAGCAACAAAGCCACCGCCAAGUAGAGAAUCUGCAAGAGAAUCUGCUUCACAAAGAAACCCUCAAAAAUCAUCCAUCAUUCCCCCAAAAAUCUGUUCCUUAUUUAUUCCAUCGCAUUUGUAAUGAGCUAAAGACUUAAAAAAAAACAACUUAAUAAAACCAUUAUUCACCUGGUGUGAAAAAUUGAAA
This is a messenger RNA of Drosophila ficusphila, 1016 nucleotides long. It is a transcript of the gene Hsp26, whose product is annotated as heat shock protein 26. Gene Ontology annotation, biological process: response to heat; protein refolding. Lineage: Eukaryota; Metazoa; Arthropoda; Insecta; Diptera; Drosophilidae. Gene Ontology annotation, molecular function: protein folding chaperone. The transcript has a single exon. Bases 206 to 853 code for a protein of 215 amino acids. The record is from RefSeq and is a predicted model, not a curated record.